Molecule: messenger RNA, 2030 nt
Organism: Cuscuta epithymum
Lineage: Eukaryota; Viridiplantae; Streptophyta; Magnoliopsida; Solanales; Convolvulaceae
Source: the annotation of a GenBank genome assembly
GUGUAUCAGGGCAUGGGCGCAUGGAUAGGCCCGGUGGUUUGAGGGUAUGCACAGGGAGAGCCUUCAGAUUGACAGGCCACCGAGGAGAUUGCCGGGUUCGGGAAAUGGAUUUCCCACACCCCGUUGACCCUGGUCGUGAGGAAGAACGGAGUUCCUGACCUGACCAUGAUUGACUUGCCCGGAAUCACUCGAGUUCCGGUUCAUGGCCAGCCCGCCGACAUCUACGAGCAGAUCUCAGGCAUCAUCAUGGAGUACAUAGCCCCGCAAGAGAGCAUCAUCCUCAACGUCCUGUCUGCGACGGUGGAUUUCCCCACGUGCGAGUCCAUUAGGAUGUCCCAGAAAGUGGACAAGUCCGGGGAAAGGACACUUGCGGUGGUCACCAAGGUUGACAAAGCUCCGGAAGGGCUUCUGGAGAAGGUCACGGCCGAUGACGUCAACAUCGGACUGGGUUACGUCUGUGUCCGAAACAGGGUAGGCGAGGAAGGGUAUGCGGAGGCAAGAAUGGCUGAAAGCUUGAUUUUUGGGACUCACCCUCUGCUAUCUAAGCUUGACAAGUCCAUGGUUUCAGUCCCGGUUCUGGCUCAGAAGCUGGUGAGGAUUCAAGCCGGAAUCAUCACAAAGUGUUUGCCUCAAAUCAUAAAGAAAAUCAAUGACAGGUUGGCAGCCAAUGUAGCCGACCUGAACCGGCUGCCGCAGAAGCUGAACUCAGGAGGGGAAGCCUUGACAUCAUUCAUGCGCAUUCUAAGCUCAGCUAAGGACUCUUUGAAGAAAAUCAUGGUGAUUGGCGAGUUUGACGAAUACCCUGAGGAUAAAGAAAUGCAUUGCACCGCCAGGCUGGUGGAGAUGCUCAACGACUACUCCCUCGAGUUGAGGUCAUCAGGAAAUCCAUCAAAGGGUGAAGCAGAGUUUCUGAUGGAGGAAAUCUCAGCCUUGGAGGAGUCAAAGGGGAUUCAUCUCCAGAAUUUCCUUCACAGAGGGAUUUUCCUUAACAUGCUGCAGAAUAAAGUCAAGUCAGUUUCCGGGAUACCCAUAGAUUUCGUCGACCGGAUCUGGGAUUACAUUGAGAAAGUUCUGGUCAGGCUUUUGAUGCAGCAAUCUGAGUGCUACCCGCAGCUCCAGUCUUACACAAGGAAAGCUGCACAGAAUCUUGUUGCGAGGAAGAAGCAGGUGUCGGUUGAAUGGGUGAAAGAGAUGAUAGGAAUGGAAACUCACACGGAUUAUACUAGUAAUCCGGAAUACAUUGCGAGCUGUAACAAGAUGAUGGCCAAGCAAGCAGAAUUCAUGGAGAUCAUGACAGAUCAAAGUAAGCAUUCAGUGAUGAAUAUUGAUCGAAUUGGGGAAGGGAUAGAGACAGCUCACCUGAGGUGCCAUCUGGCAAUUGUGCCACAAGCGUUUGAUCUUAAAGUGAGGAUGGUUGCCUAUUGGAACAUUGUGUUGAUGAGGCUCGUGGAUGCAAUGGCAAUGCACAUCAAGUUUGCCAUCCACAAGAUGGUGAGCAAGGAGAUGGAGGAGGCCAUUGCUGCAGAGGUGAUGGGACCUCAGGGUGGAGGAGGCAUCGAGAGGAUAAUGCUGGAUGAGUGCCCUCUGGCUGCUGAGAAGCGUUGCCGGUUAACCAACAGCUUCGAGCUGCUGAAGAAAUCAAAGGCUGUUGUUGCAAAUAUCAUGGAUCGCAUAACUAAUCCAUGAUGUUCUCCUCCUUUUGCUUCUUUUGCCUGUGUCUGUAGGGGGUAAAUAAGAUCUUAAUAUGACUAUUGUUAUUCAGCUAUUAGGUGAAGUAGCUGUCUUUUGCUGUUUGGCGUGAUUGUGCUAGUUUAUUUUCAGACAUGUUUUGCUAAUAUCCGUUAUUUAGCUAAGCUAUUAAGUGAAGUAUGUAGCUGUUUUUUGCUGUUUGGCGUGAUUGUGCUAGUUUAUUUUCAGACAUGUUUUGCUAAUAUCCGUUAUUUAGCUAUUAAGUGAAGUAUGUAGCUGUUUUUUGCUGUUUGGCGUGAUUGUGCUAGUUUAUUUUCAGACCUGUUUUGCUAAUAUCUGUC